Molecule: messenger RNA, 2301 nt
Organism: Metarhizium robertsii ARSEF 23
Lineage: Eukaryota; Fungi; Ascomycota; Sordariomycetes; Hypocreales; Clavicipitaceae
Product: 5-methyltetrahydropteroyltriglutamate-homocysteine methyltransferase
Exons: 3
Coding region: 1-2301 (766 amino acids)
Molecular function (GO): zinc ion binding; 5-methyltetrahydropteroyltriglutamate-homocysteine S-methyltransferase activity
Source: RefSeq, a predicted model, not a curated record
AUGGUCCAGUCUGCGAUUCUCGGCUUCCCCCGCAUGGGAGUUAACCGUGACCUGAAAAAGGCCACCGAGGCCUACUGGGGUGGAAAGAUCUCUCAGGCUGACCUCCUUGCCGAGGCAAAGCGCCUGCGACUUGCCCACUGGAAGAUCCAGAAAGAUGCUGGCGUCGACGUCAUCCCCAGCAACGACUUCGCUCUGUAUGACCAGGUCCUCUGCCACAUUCAGGACUUUGGUGCUGUUCCCCAGCGAUACACCAAGGAUGGCCUUGACAGCGUUGACCAAUACUUUGCCAUGGGUCGUGGCCACCAGAAGGGUGGCAUUGACGUGCCCAGCCUUGAAAUGGUCAAGUGGUUCGAUUCCAACUACCACUACGUGAAGCCUACUCUCCAGAACAACCAGACCUUUAAGUUGGUCGACAGCCCCAAGGCUGUUGUUGAAUUCAACGAGGCCAAGGAGGCUGGUAUCAAGACUCGCCCCGUCCUUGUUGGUCCUGUUUCUUUCCUCCACCUUGGCAAAGCCGACCGUGGCCAGACUGUUGACCCCAUUGACCUUCUCAACAAGCUCCUGCCUGUUUACGAGCAGCUCCUUGUCAAGCUCAAGGAGGCUGGUGCUGAGACCGUGCAGAUUGACGAGCCUACCCUCGUCUUCGACCUUCCUGCCAAGACAAAGGCUGCUUUCAAGCCUACCUAUGAGAAGCUGGCCAGUCUGGGUGACAAGAUCCCCAAGCUUGUCUUUACGACCUACUUCGGCGACAUUGUGCACAACCUGGACCUGCUCCCCAAGGACAUCUAUGCCGUCCACAUCGAUCUUGUCCGAAACCCUGAGCAACUGGAGACUGUUGCUGCUGCCCUAGGCCCCAAGACCAUUCUCUCUGCCGGUGUUGUUGACGGCCGUAACAUCUGGAAGACCAACUUCAAGCGUGCCAUUGAGACCGUGGAGUCCGCUAUCCAGAAGCUUGGCAAGGAGCGCGUGAUUGUCGCCACCUCCAGCUCCCUCCUUCAUACCCCCCACACCCUGGCCAGCGAGAAGAAGCUGGAUCCUGAGGUUGCUGACUGGUUCUCUUUCGCCUCUGAGAAAGCUGUUGAGAUUGCCAUCAUUGCCAAGGCCGUCACCGAGGGCCCUGCUGCCGUCCGUGAACAGCUUGAGGCCAACGCCAAGUCUAUGCAGGCUCGUGCCACCUCCUCUCGCACCAACGACCCCAAGGUCAAAGACCGCCAAUCCAAGGUCACUGCCAAGGACCACGAGCGUCUGUCCCAAUUCCCCGCCCGUAUUGCUGCUCAGCAGAAGAAGCUCAACCUACCCCUCUUCCCCACCACUACCAUCGGCUCCUUCCCUCAGACCUCUGAGAUUCGUGUCCAGCGAAACAAGUUCACCAAGGGUGAGAUCACUGAGGAGCAGUAUGACAAGUUCAUUGAGGAGGAAAUUAAGCAGAACGUCAAGAUCCAGGAGGAGCUUGGCCUCGAUGUCUUCGUCCACGGCGAGCCGGAGCGUAAUGACAUGGUUCAGUACUUUGGUGAGCGCUUGAACGGUUAUGCGUUCACCACCCAUGCCUGGGUUCAGAGCUACGGUUCCCGCUGCGUCCGACCUCCUAUUAUCGUCGGUGAUAUCUCCAGACCUGCCCCCAUGACCGUCAAAGAGUCCAAGUACGCUGUUUCCGUCUCUAGCAAGCCAAUGAAGGGCAUGCUGACUGGUCCCGUCACUUGCUUGCGAUGGUCUUUCCCUCGUGAUGACAUUCACCAGUCCGUCCAGGCUCAGCAGCUUGCUCUUGCCCUCCGCGACGAGGUCGUUGACCUCGAGAAGGCUGGUGUCGACGUCAUUCAGGUCGAUGAACCUGCUCUCCGCGAAGGUCUCCCUCUUCGCUCUGGCAAGGAGCGUGACGCCUACCUUGAGUGGGCCGUCAACGCCUUCAAGCUGUCGACCGCUGGUGUUGAGGAUGCCACCCAGAUCCACUCCCAUUUCUGCUACUCCGAGUUCCAGGACUUCUUCCACGCCAUUGCUGCUCUCGAUGCCGAUGUCCUGUCCAUUGAGAACAGCAAAUCUGAUGCCAAGCUCCUCCGCGUCUUCGUUGACUCUGCAUACCCCCGACACAUUGGACCUGGUGUCUAUGACAUCCACUCUCCCCGUGUCCCUAGCGAGCAGGAGAUUCGUGACCGCAUCGAGGAAAUGCUUCAGUUCUUGAAGCCUGAACAGCUCUGGAUCGACCCUGACUGCGGUCUUAAGACUCGUCAGUGGAAGGAGACCAAGGAGGCCCUGGUCAACAUGGUCAAUGCUGCCAAGUUCUUCCGUACCAAGUAUGCCAAAUAA